Didymodactylos carnosus is the source of this 729-nucleotide messenger RNA. The record is from the annotation of a GenBank genome assembly. NCBI's taxonomy places the organism in Eukaryota, Metazoa, Rotifera, Eurotatoria, Philodinida, Philodinidae.
AUGAAUUCUUUACCAAAAUAUCCUAAAGCAUUAAUUGGUCCAUCGAUACUAAGUGGUGAUUUAUCAUCACUAACAAAUGAGUGUAAAAGUUUAGUUGAUGCUGGUGCGGAUUAUUUACAUCUUGAUGUUAUGGAUGGUCAUUUUGUACCAAAUUUAACUAUUGGACAUCCGGUAAUAAAAUGUUUGAGAAAACAUAUUCAAAAUAUUUAUUUUGAUGCACAUAUGAUGGUUUCAAAUCCAAAACAAUGGAUUGAAAGUAUGUCCGAUGCUGGUGUUAAUCAAUAUACAUUUCAUUUAGAAUCAAAUAUUGAUAAUGUGCAAGAGUUGAUAAGAAAAAUUAAAGAGGCCAAUAUGAAUGUGGGUAUUGGAAUUAAACCAGAUACCGAUGUAAAACUAUUGGAACCAUAUAUUAAUGAUAUUGAUGUUGUUCUAAUAAUGACAGUGGAGCCAGGGUUCGGUGGACAAAAAUUUAUGCCCGAUAUGAUGACAAAAGUAAAAUGGAUUAGAGAAAAUUUUCCUUUAAUGAAUAUUGAAGUAGACGGUGGAAUCACUUUACAAACAGUCGAUAAAUGUGGAGAAGCUGGAGCGAAUCUAAUUGUAUCUGGCAGUGCAUUAAUUGACAGUAAACAACGAUCAAAAGAUAUUGAAUUAAUGAGACAUAGUGUAGAAGAAAAUUUAUCAAAAAAGUUUAACAUUAAAAUAAAUAACAACAAUAAAUGUAACAAUUAA